Molecule: messenger RNA, 2097 nt
Organism: Darwinula stevensoni
Lineage: Eukaryota; Metazoa; Arthropoda; Ostracoda; Podocopida; Darwinulidae
Source: the annotation of a GenBank genome assembly
AUGAGAACGCCGUCGAUCGGAAAGAUCGAAGUCGCCGUUUCGGAAGCGUUGGAACCACCGCCGGACCUGCGACACAGUGAGCGCAUCCUCGCCGUAAGCAACUCGGAUCUCACCGCGAAGAAACCGGAUGAGCAAAAGGGAGAUGACGAAGGAGAGAAUGAAACCAAGGGCGAGUUAAACGAAGAAGCGGAGGACAAGGCGAAGUACGAGGAUGAGAAAAAGAUGGAAGACAAGAAAGGAAGCAACCGCAGUUCAAGCAAAUCAGUGGCAAAUGCUGCAAAUAAGACAGAAAAGAAGGAAAUUCCGCUAGGUGUUGGAAGAAGGAAGAAUAUCCCACCGAAUCCUGGAAAGAAGCGGCAGGCCCCUAGUAUGCCAGUGGUGACCCUGGCUGAAAAAAUGAAGUACUCGGCUGAUCUGAUCCAGGCUGGGGUCAACGGGAGACCGGCCAUCUACCAGCUCUGGAAAUUCAUAGUGGUGAACAAUGAGGUUAAGGGAAUAAGAAAAUUCGACAUCGGGCCACGGCUCCAAAUGCAACAGGACGAGAGGGUCCUCGUGAUCGUUGGAGCCACCGGUGCAGGAAAGACAACGAUGAUCAACGGGCUGGCAAACUACGUGUAUGGAGUACAGUGGGAGGACGACUUCCGGUUCAAGCUAAUCACCGAGAAGGGGGACAUUGACCACUCUAACAGGGCCUACAGCCAGACGAAAGAGAUCUCUGCUUAUUCCUUUAACUGGAGGGAGGGGAUGAGGAUCCCUUACACGCUGACGGUCAUUGAUACCCCUGGUUUCGGAGACUCCGAGGGCCUCCACAAGGACGAGGAGCUUGUUGAAAAGAUGCUGGAGUUCUUUGAGCAAUGUGGUUCACAUGGUUUGAACUUCGUGAACGCCAUCGGAAUUGUGCUGCCCGCUUCCACUUCGAGGCUGACGGCCGCGCAGAAGUAUACCUUUCACGCUAUCACUCAAUUGUUUGCCAUCGACACCAAAGAGAAGUUUGUGCUACUGAUCAGCUUCGCCGACGGGCAGGAACCGACGGCUAUCGUCGUCGUAAACAAUGCGAAGCUGAACUACCAGGAUUAUCACACCUUCAACAACUCCGCCUUGUUCGCUAGCAAUACUGAUAUCAUGCAGAAGAUGUUCUGGGAGAUUGGAAUCCGAAGCAACGAUGACUUCCUGAAAUCCUUGGCCGAUAUGACACCUGUUGGUCUCGCCUUGACGAAAGAGGUGCUUGCUGAAAGACGAUCUCUAGCUGGGAACCUGAAAAUAUUGCAGGAGCAAAUCCCAAAAGUUUCAUUCAAACUGACUGAUCUUCAGCAUCAAUGCAAAAUCCUCAGAGAAAAUAGAGAGGAGGUGACAAAGGUCGCGGACGUCGCGGAGGAACGAGUGAAAACUUUACUAGACAAUGAGACGGCGAUCAACUGCUUAGAUUGCAAGAAGACCACCUGCGAAUUCCCAGCAUCCAUUUCCAAUCCAAGGGACCUCAAGUACAGCUCCUGCAUGAUGCGGAACGAGAAGCUGAGGAUGAUAUGCCGGGAAUGCCGUUGCUCCUGGAAGAGUCACUCUCUGGAAGCCAAACGCUUCGAAAAAAAGUCGAUAUUCAGGCAUAGGACUCGAGUGAACUCAGCAAGUGCUACCCAGCAGAUUAGGACCAACGUGCGUCUCGAGCAGAAAGUGAAGGAACUUACCAAUGACAUUAGGAAAAGCCAAGUUGAGCUGUUCGCUCAUAUCCAGCAGGCGCAUAAGACCACGGCCCGCCUGAAAAUAAUCGCUCUCAACUCGAAUCCCUUGACCCUGGAGGAAUACAUUGAUUUUCUGAUCGAAGCUGAAAAAAAGGACGCCCAAAGUGGGUUUAAGAAGCGGAUCGAGCACUUGGAGCAAGCGAAGAGAGCAUCAGUUAUAUGCAAGAAGAUCUUAGAUGAGAAUGGCUCGGCUGAAGCCAUUAUGCCUGACGUCAUGACAAUACUGGAGAAAGAGAAUAUAGAUUACAAUACACUAGGUGUCGUGGAAACUCCGGAUGUUGCAAUCGACCAGCCAAGCAGCAUGGUGGAAACACUCAAGGCUUUCUUCAGCUCUGUCUUUGGAAAGAACGCAAAUACAUGA